CGCAGCACAACCAGGAACCUGAGCUAACUUUGUUUUUUGAACCUUGACCAAGCUUGAAUUGGACUGUUCCUUUCGUGCCACGAAGCCACUGGUCGUCCUACUCCCUUCUUUUUCUUCUCUCCUUUGUUCUACUGGCGUUGGUGUAACUCUUGAUAGCCUCAACCGGCACGUCAAUUGACUCGUGGAACUGCUUUCGUCUUUCUCUAUUGCACUGCAAAUCAUUAAUUAUGAUUUUGAGGCAUUCAGGGCGCCUGGUGCGUCGCCUCAACCAACCUGUCAGCUCCUUGAACUUGGCACGACCAGUUGGACCGCAGAUUCGGUAUCUGGGGCCGAGAUGCACAAAUAGCAAUGUUGUCAGCAAGCUUCGAUUCUCAUCUCAAGCUCGCAAAAGAAAAGCGGAAGAAGCACCUGAGUAUAAUGCAGAGGCAGAGGCAGAGACUCAGAAAGGCCCCAAGUCCUCCUCCUCAGAGCCUUCACUUCUAGGCAAGAUGGGAGAGGCCGCGGCCACGACCUUUGCGUCCAUAGUGGUGUUGGGUCUGGGCUUUGCUGCUGCGGGCUAUAUUUAUCACAAGUUUUACAAGAUGCUCGUCCUCCAAAAGAUGAACCAUGCUUUUGAGCCAGGGGAUCCGGUCCUGGAUUUGGCUGCAAUUGGUAAAGAUGUUCCUCAUCAACCAGGUGGUUCUGGCGAACAUUGGAUAUACCGCCCGGAGCAGCAGCGUGUUGAUGACAUUGUCAUGGGGCGCGUUGUCGGGCACUAUUACCUUUUGAUCGGUGAUAAGGGGUCUGGUAAGAGCAGCAUGCUUAUUGAUGCUAUGCGAAAGAAUGAGGGUGAUGGUGUUGCCAUGUUCGAAGCGCACGCAGACCUGGAGAUCUUCCGUAUUCGUCUUGGCAAGGCCCUCGAUUAUGAGUUUCACGAGGAUUACAUCGGAGGGUACUUCAGUGAGAGGGGUCCCCGCGAAACCACAGCUCUUCUGGACAUUGAACGUGCUCUCAACAAAUUGGAGAAAGUGGCCAUGCAGAAGCGAAGAGAAAGGGGCAAGCCUUUAGUGGUGAUUGUCAACCAGAUGCACCUCCUUCGCCAUGAUGAUGAUGGUCGAGAUGUCAUUGAACUACUACAGCAACGGGCUGAACAGUGGGCUGCUGCCAACAUUGUCACUAUGGUUUUCAACUCAGAUGACUACUGGGUGUAUGAGCGCCUCAAACAGCUUGCUACCAGAAUGGAGGUUCUCCCUGUCACUGAUCUACCUAAACAACAAGCUAUUUCGGCUCUCCAGCGAUAUCGUCAGAAGUACUGGAAGGAAAGCAUUGACGCCGCAGUUCUCGAAGAAGUCUAUGAAAGGGUCGGAGGGCGGCUGAGCUUUCUCAACCGAGUAGCAAAGAGCAGGGAUAUGAUGGGAACUUGCGAAAGGAUCAAGGAAAUUGAAAAGAAGUGGUUCCUCAACCAGUGUUGGAUUCUCGGUCCAGAGAUGGAUGACGAUGUCAUGGAUCAACAGAAGUGGGCUGCUGCCGCUAUGUGUUUGGCCAAGGCAUUGGUCGACAAGGAAAAGGAUAUGGAAGAACAUGAGACCUACGACCCUAUUGUUGGACAUGUGCUUCCGACCUACCCUUUCCACAUCGCUCAGCAAAUCAUGACCCGCUGUGACUUUAUCCGAGAUCUCGAUCGAUUGAACCUCUUCAGCAUCACCAGUGAGGCAGAUGUUCGAGCGAGCAGCGUUCCGAUGCAUCGGGCUUUCAGAGAAAUUUGUGCUGAGCCUAACUUUGAAAAGCACCUGGAGGGCACGAUACAAAGAAUUGCUGAUAUCGAAAGUUUGGGCCGCACUCGCGAGCUUGUUGCCAAAGACUUGGUUCUUGGUGGACAGUAUGAGAUCGAGCAUAACCGCAAGGGUAUCACAGUGAAGCUGAAGGAGGCUGAGAAGGAAGAUGACUGAGGCAAUUGCGUGCGCUUUUGGAUUUGCUUCCAUGGAAGUAAAUGGGAAUGAUGACACCCUAUUAGUGUUUUUGGAUUUCUCUGGUCAUAUACGCCUGAAUGAGGUAUGACCGGAAUAAUGUUGAAGGACAGGCGCAGGUGAUGGAUGUUUUUGGGUCUGAUGAAGUGACCUGUACAAUAACUGACUGACUUACAUAGAUUUUCUUGGCACGUGUCGAAAUAACUCUGUACAAACCUGUACUAUUUCUUUAGAUUAGUGUAAUAAACAACAACUGUAUAUAUUUGACUCUCAAUG
Molecule: messenger RNA, 2222 nt
Organism: Fusarium odoratissimum NRRL 54006
Lineage: Eukaryota; Fungi; Ascomycota; Sordariomycetes; Hypocreales; Nectriaceae
Exons: 3
Coding region: 228-1928 (566 amino acids)
Source: RefSeq, a predicted model, not a curated record